CUAACACAAAGACACGCUUUCGUCGCGUAUAAUGAGAAGCCGAAUGAUAUUUAAUCCAAUACCGCCUUAGAAUACCCCAGGGAUACUUAUUCUAAGGAUAUAUAUACCACAUGAGCAUGGAAACCGAUAUGGAACCGGCAGAAGCCGAAUCAUUCCUCAAGUCGCUGCUCAAUAAGAACUUACGCAUCUACACAACGGACGGGCGCAUCUUCAUAGGGAACUUCAAAUGCACGGACACGCAUAACAACAUAGUCCUAUCGCUGACCUACGAAUACCGCGAGCCGCCGCAGCAAAAACUAGCCGAAGCCAAAGCCGCGAGCUCCACAUCCGGCGCGGAUAAGGUAGCGCUGGACAUGACGUCGCGGUACCUGGGCCUCGUCGUCGUCCCCGGGGAACAUAUAGUCAAAAUGGAGGUUGAAGAAUUUUCAAGCCAGGCUAAGAGCCGGUCGAUAUUCGAGCGGAGGGACCUCUACAGUGCUCGGUGAUAUAGGGUUGCGAACAAUGGAAAUUUAAAGAUCUUAUGGAGACCUAUUUGUCCAAUCAUCGCGCGGUCCGUAAAGGGCAGCUACUAUGUAUAUAUGUAAAUUCAGAGUUAGCCUGAAGGUCAGUUGCACCAGGGCCAAUCAGCUAACCUAGUCGGUUCGGAGCGGCGUUCCACAGAGAUAGAUACCCGAGGGUACGGGUUGUUAUAGAUUGGUGUUCGCAGCGUAUCCGAGGGUUUAGAUUAUAACGUAGGCACGAGGCGACUCUCGGGGUAAUUCGUCAGCGAAGCAUGAGGAAUGACUUUACAUUAGGUAGACGACAGAAAGAUUAGAGGUCUAACUAAUACUUAUCGGUACUAACAAUUGCGUAUGUCUA
This is a messenger RNA of Daldinia decipiens, 858 nucleotides long. Its product is annotated as Sm-like ribonucleoprotein. Lineage: Eukaryota; Fungi; Ascomycota; Sordariomycetes; Xylariales; Hypoxylaceae. The transcript has 2 exons. Gene Ontology annotation, cellular component: NatC complex. Bases 111 to 485 code for a protein of 124 amino acids. Gene Ontology annotation, molecular function: RNA binding. The record is from RefSeq and is a predicted model, not a curated record.